Messenger RNA from Poeciliopsis prolifica (blackstripe livebearer), 1977 nucleotides. RefSeq names its product peter pan homolog (gene ppan). Gene Ontology annotation, molecular function: rRNA binding. The coding region runs from base 178 to 1776 and encodes 532 amino acids. The record is from RefSeq and is a predicted model, not a curated record. Gene Ontology annotation, biological process: rRNA processing; ribosomal large subunit assembly. Gene Ontology annotation, cellular component: preribosome, large subunit precursor. Lineage: Eukaryota; Metazoa; Chordata; Actinopteri; Cyprinodontiformes; Poeciliidae. The transcript is spliced from 12 exons.
GCGAGAAUACCAUGUGGAGAGAACGUAGUCCAUUUUAAAGCUGAUUAUUUCAACUUUAGCGGUUUGAAACAUUUAGCUGAGGCAGUUUAUUUAACCAGUAUGGUUAGCUUGUAUAUACUUUAGCAACUUUUUUCGUGUUUUUGUGGUGAAACCAUUUAGUCGGCUUCAAGUUAAAUCAUGGGGAAAUCAAAGACUAAAAACCAGAAGAAAUCCCGAGCCCAAGCCAUCCACGUGGCUGAGAAUGCCUACAGGUCUGUGCCCCACUCCUUCGUGUUUCAUCGAGGUCAGGUUGGGAAAAACGUGGGUCAACUCGUCCAGGACAUGAGGAAAGUCAUGCAGCCUUACACUGCAGAGUCUCUGAAGGUACGGAAAAAAAAUCUCCUUAAGGAUUUUGUGUCGGUAGCAGGACCCCUGGGGGUGACCCACUUCAUUAUCUUUGGCAAAACUCCCAACAGCAUCAACAUGAGACUCGCUCGACUUCCCAAAGGCCCCACACUUUAUUUUAAGGUCCUUAAGUAUUCCCUGAUCAAAGAUGUGGUUUCAUCUUUGAAGAAGCACAGAAUGCAUGAGCAGCAGUUCACCCACCAUCCACUUCUCAUCCUCAGCAACUUUGGAGUGGAUGGCAUGCACGUGAAACUCAUGGCAACCAUGUUCCAGAACAUGUUCCCCUCCAUAAACGUCCAAACGGUUAACCUCAACAGCAUCAAGAGGUGUGUACUGUUCAGUUUUGACCCAGCAUCCCAGGAAAUUCAGUUUCGGCACUAUAGUCUUAAGGUCGUCCCUGUGGGGAUGAGCCGAGGUAUAAAGAAGCUAAUGCAGGAAAAGUUCCCCAAUAUGAGCAAGUUUGAGGAUAUCGCUGAACUGCUGGUGAAGGGAGCAAACUUGUCUGAAAGUGAAGCUGAGCAGGAUGGCGAGCACAACAUAACGGAGCUGCCGCAGAUGUAUUCCGGAAGAGGCAACAUGCCGUCCCAACAGAGCGCUGUCCGUUUGACCGAAAUUGGUCCUCGAAUGACACUGCAGCUGGUGAAGAUCCAGGAAGGGAUGGGAGACGGGAACAUUCUUUAUCACUCCAUGAUUUCCAAGACAGAGGAAGAAAUACAAGAGAUCCUGAAGAGGAAGGAGGCGAAGAUGAAGGAAAAGGAGGAACGGAGGAAAACACAGGAGCAAAACGUGGCAAAGAAGAAAGAGAAACGAGAAGAGAAUAAGAAAAAGAGUCUGGAAGGCAUAAAGAAGAAACGAGCUGAAGCCGAGGAGGACAGUGAGGUGGAAGAUCCAGGGAUGCAGGACGAUCGACCAGCCGCUGUUGAAUCUGAUGAUGAUGUGGAGUACUACAGACAGGCUGUGGGACAAGAACCAGACGAAGAUAUGUUUCCGGGGGCCAAGAAGAGGCGGCGUCCAGAGAAGUCUCAUGACCGCGCCAAGAAGAGAAAGCUGUCCCCUGGAAAAUCCUCAAAACAACCAGAUUCUAAAUCACCAAAAAGAAAAGGUGCAGUUGGGCAGCACAGAGACAAAACAGGAAAAGCUCCUCAUGGAAAAGGAUGGAAGAAAUCUAAAGAUGAGGAGAAAGCAUUUGGGAAGAAGAAGCGGCCUCCAGGAAAAGCAUUUGGCUCUAAGAAAUCUGGAGAGAGGGAAAAUAAAUUUCCACGCAAAAACUUUGAUGGAAAGAAAAACAAGGACAAAACAUUUCAGACAAAAGGUCACAAAGGUAAGACUGCCCUCAAGAAGAAAGGUGCAGGUGGAAAGCAAGGCUUCACACGGACGAAAGGAAAGCGCUAAACUUUGCUUUUGUUUCCUCUUCUUUUGGACUCGGAUGUAGUUCCUUCCAAAGGCAGCAGAAGGCAGCAAAUGUAUUUGCUCUUACUGCUUCAGUCUGAGGAAAUAUUUGAAUUUGUUAUUCAAAUGAACAAACUGUAAAAAAAAAAUAUAUCAGUUUAUAGUUGUUGACUUCAGAACAAAAAUAAAACAUUUUUUGAUUAA